This is a messenger RNA of Acomys russatus (golden spiny mouse), 1564 nucleotides long. RefSeq names its product prolactin regulatory element binding (gene Preb). Gene Ontology annotation, biological process: protein secretion. Gene Ontology annotation, molecular function: GTPase activator activity; guanyl-nucleotide exchange factor activity; protein binding. The record is from RefSeq and is a predicted model, not a curated record. Gene Ontology annotation, cellular component: endoplasmic reticulum membrane. The coding region runs from base 190 to 1443 and encodes 417 amino acids. The transcript is spliced from 9 exons. NCBI's taxonomy places the organism in Eukaryota, Metazoa, Chordata, Mammalia, Rodentia, Muridae.
GCACUAAGCGUCUGCGCGACCCGGUCAGUCGCGCGAGCGCAGAUCGGUGGUUUGAAGUGGUGGUGAACCGCCCGGCUCAGAGGGGUCCCGCGUCUUCGCAGCGACUGCGGCACCGAUUUCGGCAGCUUUCAAAGGCGGGGCGCGGCAUGUCGUGGGUUCCGCGGGGCUGGCAGUGAACGCGCGGGCGGGAUGGGUCGGCGCCGGGGUGUGGAGCUGUACCGGGCCCCGUUCCCGUUGUACGCGCUUCGGGUGGACCCCAAGACUGGGCUGCUCAUCGCUGCGGGCGGAGGCGGCGCUGCCAAGACUGGCAUAAAGAAUGGCGUGCACUUUCUGCAGCUAGAGCAAAUCAACGGGUGCCUGAGCGCCUCCCUGCUGCACUCUCAUGACACAGAGACGCGGGCUACUAUGAACUUGGCACUGUCAGGUGACAUCCUUGCUGCGGGACAGGAUGCCCGAUGUCAGCUUCUACGUUUCCAGGUCCAUCAGCCGAAGGGCAGUAAAGCAGAGAAGUCGGGUUCCAAGGAGCAGGGACCUCGACAGAGGAAGGGGACAGCUCCAGCAGAGAAGAAAUCGGGAGCAGAAAUUCACCCCGAAGGAGUCGAACUCAAAGUGAAGAACUUGGAGGCGGUGCAGACAGAUUUCAGUGCUGAACCGCUGCAGAAGGCUGUGUGCUUUAACCACGAUAGCACACUGCUUGCCACUGGAGGGGCCGAUGGUCACGUGCGUGUCUGGAAGGUACCUAGCCUGGAGAAAGUUCUGGAGUUCAAAGCCCAUGAAGGGGAGAUUGGAGAUUUGGCUUUGGGUCCUGACGGCAAGUUGGUUACUGUGGGCUGGGACUUUAAGGCCUCCGUGUGGCAGAAGGAUCAACUUGUGACACAGCUACAGUGGGAAGAGAAUGGACCCGCCUCUGCUAACACACCGUACCGCUACCAGGCCUGCAGGUUUGGGCAGGUUCCGGACCAGCCUGGUGGGCUGCGGCUCUUCACAGUGCAGAUACCCCACAAGCGCCUACGUCAGCCCCCGCCCUGCUACCUCACAGCCUGGGACAGUUCCACCUUCUUGCCACUUCGGACCAGGGCCUGUGGCCAUGAAGUCAUCUCCUGCCUCAGUGUCAGUGAAUCGGGGACCUUCCUAGGCCUAGGCACGGUCACUGGCUCUGUCGCCAUCUACAUAGCUUUCUCUCUCCAGCGCCUCUAUUAUGUGAAGGAGGCCCACGGCAUUGUGGUGACAGAUGUAACCUUCCUGCCUGAGAAGGGUUGUGGUCCACAGCUUCUUGGGCCCCAUGAAACCGCCCUUUUCUCCGUGGCUGUGGAUAGUCGUUGCCAGUUGCACCUGCUGCCCUCACGGCGGAGUGUUCCUGUGUGGCUCCUGCUCCUGCUGUGUGUCGGCCUUAUUAUUGUGACCAUCCUGCUGCUCCAGAGUGCCUUUCCAGGUUUCCUUUAGCCUCCCUUGGUCAAUGGGAAACAGGCUUGGACACUGCCACCUUCCCGAGCAGAAUCAUUGAGGUCCACGGCUGAGGCUGCCUCCGAUGAGACUGAUGGGUACUGCCUGUCUCUCAGCUAAA